Molecule: messenger RNA, 6745 nt
Organism: Fragaria vesca subsp. vesca
Lineage: Eukaryota; Viridiplantae; Streptophyta; Magnoliopsida; Rosales; Rosaceae
Product: protein furry homolog-like
Exons: 17
Coding region: 1-6453 (2150 amino acids)
Biological process (GO): cell morphogenesis
Cellular component (GO): site of polarized growth; cell cortex
Source: RefSeq, a predicted model, not a curated record
AUGAAGGCGGGAGGCGCCGCGAAGCUCAUCGUCGACGCGCUGCUCCAGCGGUUCCUUCCGCUCGCACGGCGUCGUAUUGAGACCGCCCAAGCUCAGGAUGGGCAGUACCUCAGGCCUUCUGACCCUGCGUAUGAGCAGGUGCUGGACUCAUUAGCUAUGGUAGCACGGCAUACACCCAUACCUCUUCUAGAAGCUCUUCUAAGAUGGAGAGAAAGUGAAUCCCCAAAAGGCGCAAAUGAUGCAUCUACAUUCCAGAGGAAGCUUGCGGUGGAGUGCAUAUUUUGUUCAGCAUGUAUUCGCUUUGUUGAGUGCUGUCCACAGGAGGGACUUACUGAGAAGCUUUGGUCUGGGCUUGAAAAUUUUGUGUUUGAUUGGCUGAUUAAUGCUGACAGGGUUGUUAGCCAGGUUGAAUAUCCCUCAUUGGUUGAUCUGCGAGGACUUCUGCUAGACUUAGUUGCUCAGCUUUUAGGUGCAUUAUCUCGCAUCAGGUUUAGUUCUGUCACUGAGCGCUUUUUCAUGGAACUCAGUAUUCGUCGUAUUGACACUAGCGUUGCCCGGAGUGAAACACUUAGUAUCAUUAAUGGAAUGCGCUACUUGAAGUUAGGGGUCAAAACUGAGGGUGGACUGAAUGCAUCUGCCUCCUUUGUGGCAAAAGCAAAUCCCCUUAAUCGUGCACCCCAUAAACGAAAAAGUGAGCUUCACCAUGCUCUGUGCAAUAUGCUUUCAAAUAUCCUAGCACCUUUGGCAGAAGGUGGCAAAAACCAGUGGCCACCUUCAGGUGUCGAGCCUGCACUUACACUCUGGUUUGAAGCUGUUGGGCGCAUAAGAGGACAACUCAUGCAUUGGAUGGAUAAACAGAGCAAACAUAUUUCUGUUGGAUAUCCUCUUGUGACUCUUCUACUCUGUCUUGGUGACCCUCAAAUUUUUCACAGCAACUUAAGCUCUCACAUGGAACAACUUUACAAGCUUCUUAGAGACAAGACCCAUCGUUUCAUGGCAUUGGACUGUCUUCACCGAGUUUUGAGGUUUUACCUCAGUGUCCAUGCAGCAAACCAGGCGCCUAAUCGUAUAUGGGACUGCUUAGACAGUAUAACCUCACAGCUCUUAACAGUUUUGAGGAAAGGAAUGCUUACUCAGGAUGUCCAACAUGAUAAACUUGUGGAGUUUUGUGUGACUAUAGCUGAUCAUAACCUUGACUUUGCCAUGAAUCAUAUGAUAUUGGAAUUGCUGAAGCAAGACAGUCCUAGUGAAGCCAAGGUUAUUGGUCUUCGUGCUUUACUUGCUAUUGUUAUGUCACCUACAAGCCCGCAUGUUGGUCUGGAAAUAUUCAAAGGUCAUGAUAUUGGCCACUAUAUUCCCAAAGUCAAGACUGCAAUUGAGUCCAUCUUGAGAUCUUGUCAUCGAACCUAUAGUCAGGCUCUUCUCACAUCUCCAAAGACUACCAUAGAUUCUGUAACCAAGGAAAAGUCUCAAGGAUAUCUCUUCCGGUCUGUGCUAAAAUGUAUACCAUAUCUUAUAGAAGAAGUUGGACGCAGUGAUAAAAUUACUGAGAUAAUACCUCAACAUGGGAUAAGUAUUGAUCCUGGUGUUCGUGAGGAAGCAGUGCAGGUAUUGAACCGUAUUGUCAGAUACCUUCCCCACCGGCGCUUUGCAGUGGCAAGAGGGAUGGCAAACUUCAUCCUACGACUUCCUGAUGAGUUCCCUCUUCUCAUUCAAACAUCACUUGGUCGUCUAUUGGAACUCAUGCGUUUUUGGAGAGCUUGUCUAAUUGAUGAUAGGCUGGAAUGUGAUACUGAAGAUGCAAAACAGGUGAUGCGAGAAAAUUUAGGAAUUAGGAAACCUACUUUCCGCCUAUCUGGAGACUUAAAUGAAUUCCGUGCAUCAGAGAUAGAUGCAGUCGGACUUAUCUUCCUUAGUUCUGUGGAUAGCCAAAUUAGACAUACUGCACUUGAAUUAUUGCGGUGUGUUCGUGCUCUAAGGAAUGAUAUAAGAUACCUCACUUUAUGUGCACAACCUGAUCACAGUCUUAAAUAUGAAGCUGAACCAAUAUUUAUCAUUGACGUCUUGGAAGAGCAUGGGGAUGACAUCGUCCAGAGCUGCUAUUGGGAUUCCGGGCGCCCAUUUGAUUUGAGACGAGAAUCUGAUGCAAUUCCUCCUGAUGUGACACUUCAAUCUAUAAUAUUUGAGACCCCUGAUAAGAAUAGGUGGGCUCGAUGUCUUAGUGAGCUUGUCAAAUAUGCUGCUGAACUUUGCCCAAGAUCUGUCCAUGAAGCGAAGGCAGAGGUCAUGCAACGUCUGGCUCAUAUAACUCCUGUUGAGUUGGGUGGGAAGGCUCAUCAAUCACAAGAUGCAGACAGCAAAUUGGAUCAGUGGCUCAUGUACGCAAUGUUCGUAUGUUCAUGUCCACCAAUUGGUAGAGAAGCUGGUAGUAUAGCUGCCACAAAGGAUCUUUACCAUCUAAUUUUCCCAUCUCUGAAAUCAGGAUCUGAGGCGCAUAUUCAUGCAGCCACAAUGACUCUCGGGCAUUCACAUCUUGAAUCAUGUGAAAUCAUGUUUACGGAGCUUGCUAAUUUCAUUGAUGAGAUUUCUUCAGAGACGGAGGCAAAACCAAAGUGGAAGAUUCAGAAGUCACGCCGUGAAGAGCUUCGAAUCCAUAUUGCAAAUAUAUUUCGUGCUGUUGCUGAGAAUAUAUGGCCUGGCAUGUUGGCUCGUAAACCAGUGUUUCGACUCCACUAUCUGAAGUUCAUUGAUGAGACAACCAGACAGAUCUAUACAGCUCCUACUGAAAACUUCCAAGAUAUGCAGCCACUCCGCUAUGCACUUGCUUCUGUUCUAAGAUCACUAGCGCCUGAAUUUGUCGAGUCAAAAUCAGAAAAAUUUGAUGUUAGGACUAGAAAAAAAUUGUUUGAUCAUCUUCUCUCCUGGUGUGAUGAAACAGGCUCCAAUUAUGGUCAAGAUGGUGUUAGUGAUUACCGGCGUGAAGUAGAACGUUACAAAUCCUCUCAGCAUGCUCGGUCAAAGGAUUCCGUGGACAAAAUAUCAUUUGAUAAAGAACUGAGUGAACAAGUUGAGGCAAUCCAGUGGGCCUCCAUGAAUGCUAUGGCUUCACUCUUAUAUGGGCCUUGCUUUGACGAUAAUGCGAGAAAGAUGAGUGGCCGGGUUAUAUCUUGGAUUAACAGUUUGUUCAUUGAGCCUGCGCCUAGGGCUCCAUUUGGGUACUCACCGGCUGAUCCGAGAACUCCAUCUUAUUCAAAGUACACAGGAGAAGGUGGCCGUGGAACUGCUGGUCGUGAUAGGCAUAGGGGUGGCCAGCAUCGCAUUUCUUUAGCAAAACUGGCUCUGAAGAAUCUAUUACAAACAAACUUGGACCUGUUUCCUGCUUGUAUUGAUCAGUGCUAUUACUCGGAUGCUGCUAUAGCUGAUGGUUACUUCAGUGUGCUAGCUGAAGUCUACAUGCGCCAAGAGAUACCAAAAUGUGAAAUUCAGAGACUUUUGAGCCUGAUUCUCUACAAGGUGGUGGAUCCAUCAAGACAAAUCCGUGAUGAUGCACUUCAGAUGCUUGAGACACUUUCUGUUCGAGAAUGGGCUGAGGAUGGCAUCGAGGGCUCAGGAAAUUAUCGGGCUGCUGUUGUGGGUAACCUUCCUGAUUCCUACCAACAAUUCCAAUACAAGCUCUCAUGCAAACUUGCCAAAGAUCAUCCUGAGUUGAGCCAGCUUCUUUGCGAGGAGAUUAUGCAAAGGCAACUUGACGCUGUUGAUAUAAUUGCACAACAUCAGGUCUUAACUUGCAUGGCUCCUUGGAUAGAGAAUCUAAAUUUCUGGAAACUUAAGGACUCAGGUUGGAGUGAAAGAUUACUGAAAAGCCUAUACUAUGUUACCUGGCGGCAUGGUGAUCACUUCCCUGAUGAAAUUGAGAAACUUUGGAGCACUAUUGCUAGCAAACCAAGGAACAUUAGCCCAGUUUUGGAUUUCUUAAUCACAAAAGGGAUAGAAGACUGUGAUUCAAAUGCAUCUGCAGAAAUUAGUGGUGCAUUUGCCACAUAUUUCUCAGUUGCAAAGCGAGUAAGUUUAUAUUUAGCACGGGUAUGUCCUCAGCGUACAAUUGAUCACCUGGUCUACCAGUUGGCUCAGCGGAUGCUGGAGGAUAGCAUAGAUCCAAUUGGGCCAAUGGCAAAUAAAAGUGAUGCUGGUGGAAACUUUGUCUUGGAAUUCUCUCAAGGGCCUGCGGUUCCCCAAAUUGCAUCUCUUGUGGACAUCCAGCCACACAUGUCACCAUUACUUGUUCGGGGUUCUCUUGAUGGUCCGCUAAGGAAUAGUAGUGGGAGCCUCAGCUGGCGGACAUCAGGUGUGACAGGCCGAAGUAUCUCAGGCCCUAUAGGUCCAAUGCCUCCUGAGCUGAACAUUGUUCCUGCAAAUGCAGGCAGAUCAGGCCAGCUCCUUCCGGCUUUGGUAAAUAUGUCAGGGCCUUUAAUGGGGGUGAGAAGUUCAACUGGAAGUCUGCGGAGUCGCCAUGUGUCCCGGGACAGUGGAGACUACCUUAUUGAUACUCCAAACUCUGGUGAAGACGGGUUGCACUCUGGGGUUGCCACACAUGGCAUCAGUGCUAAAGAACUGCAGUCAGCCUUGCAGGGGCAUCAGCAACAUUCGCUGACUCAUGCAGAUAUAGCAUUGAUUUUACUUGCAGAAAUUGCAUAUGAAAAUGAUGAAGAUUUUCGGGAGCACUUGCCUCUGCUCUUUCAUGUUACUUUUGUUUCGAUGGAUAGUUCGGAGGACAUUGUGCUGGAACACUGUCAACAUCUCCUUGUUAAUCUUCUAUACUCCCUUGCAGGAAGGCACUUGGAACUCUAUGAGGUUGAAAAUAGUGAUGGAGAGAACAAGCAGCAGGUUGUGAGCCUGAUCAAAUAUGUCCAGUCAAAGCGAGGAAGCAUGAUGUGGGAAAAUGAAGAUCCCACGGUUGUGAGAUCUGAACUUCCAAGUGCAGCUCUAUUAUCUGCUCUAGUUCAGAGCAUGGUAGAUGCUAUCUUCUUUCAAGGAGAUCUUCGAGAGACUUGGGGCGCAGAGGCAUUGAAAUGGGCCAUGGAGUGCACAUCGAGACACCUUGCCUGCCGCUCGCAUCAGAUUUAUCGUGCAUUGCGGCCUAGUGUAACAAGUGAUACAUGUGUGUUGCUUCUCCGGUGCCUUCAUAGAUGCCUAGGAAAUCCUGUACCUCCAGUGUUGGGUUUCAUAAUGGAAAUUCUGUUGACGUUGCAAGUGAUGGUGGAGAAUAUGGAACCAGAAAAAGUGAUACUUUAUCCUCAGCUGUUUUGGGGGUGUGUAGCUAUGAUGCACACGGAUUUUGUUCAUGUCUACUGCCAAGUCCUUGAGCUCUUUUCCCGUGUGAUUGACCGACUAUCAUUCCGAGACAGAACAACAGAAAAUGUGCUCCUUUCAAGCAUGCCUAGGGAUGAGCUUGAUACUAGCAAUGACAUAGGGGACUUCCAACGCAUGGAAUCCAGGUUGGGCUAUGAGCAGUCUCCUUCUGGAGGAAAUCUGCCAACAUUUGAAGGGGUGCAACCUCUUGUUCUUAAAGGACUUAUGUCAACAGUUAGUCACGGUGUUUCCAUUGAAGUUCUCUCACGGAUCACAGUGCACUCAUGCGACUCUAUAUUUGGAAAUGCAGAGACACGACUCUUGAUGCAUAUCACAGGCUUACUUCCCUGGCUCUGCUUGCAGCUUAGCAAGGAUCCAGUGAUGGGGCCUGCUUCACCUCUCCAACAGCAGUACCAGAAGGCUUGCUCUGUUGCAGCAAACAUCUCUGUUUGGUGUAGAGCAAAAUCAUUAGACGAAUUAGGUACUGUUUUUAUGAUCUACUCUCGUGGUGAGAUCAAAAGCAUCAACAACCUCCUUGCUUGUGUCUCGCCACUAUUAUGCAAUGAGUGGUUUCCAAAGCACUCAGCUUUGGCUUUCGGGCACUUAUUACGGCUACUGGAGAAAGGGCCUGGUGAUUAUCAGCGUGUGAUAUUGCUGAUGCUCAAGGCAUUGCUCCAGCACACACCCAUGGAUGCUGCGCAAAGUCCACACAUGUAUGCAAUUGUGUCCCAGUUGGUGGAGAGCACAUUGUGCUGGGAAGCACUGAGCGUGUUGGAAGCCCUUCUGCAAAGCUGUAGCUCAUUGCCAGGUUCUCACCCUCAUGAACCCGGGUCAUUUGAGAAUGGGAUUGGCGUCAGUGAUGAUAAGAUGCUAGCUCCUCAGACCUCAUUUAAGGCUCGUAGUGGGCCGCUACAGUUUGGUCUGACAUCACCGUUUGGAACAAGUUCAGCACCUGCACAAGGGAGCUCAACUGAAACUGGAGUUUCACCUAGAGAAAUAGCUUUGCACAACACACGGCUCAUUCUCGGGCGGGUUCUUGACAGCUGCGUCUUAGGGAGGAGAAGGGAUUACAGAAGGCUGGUUCCUUUCGUAACCCAUAACUGACAUACAUUUGUGUAUCUGUUCUUUGCAUAUGGUUGGGUUAUACAGUAGAAAUCAGUCCACCCAACAUUUCAUAGGUGUUACCAGGGCAAUGAGAAAUGUAAUCGAACUUCCGGAGCUGGUGGUUUAUUAUUUGAUGUAUAUUAGUAGAUGAUGAGGGGGGUAUUGGGAGUGAUCGAACACAGUUUUGAAGUUGUCAAGUUGUAUAUAGGUAGUUGUGAAGCUAUUAGUGUAAUAUGUACAGUAACUUAUUAAUAGGAUUAUCCUGAUUUUUGCCAAUUAUUAUUCCUUUGCU